GAGAUUAAAUAGAAUAUCAUUUGCAUAAACAAAUUUUGAAUUUUUGAAAUUUUGAAAACUGGACGUUACGAAAUCAUCCGGCGACGUCACGUCAGAUUACAACGGUGGGUGACGUCAAAGUAAGGUUGUUUUGUAGUUCAUCAUGUUUCAUGGAAUACCUGCCUCUGGAGUGAUGGGAGGAGCGCCUGCCAACAAGCCAGAACUGUAUGAGGAAGUGAAAUUGUACAAAAAUGCCAGAGAAAGAGAAAAGUAUGACAACAUGGCAGAGUUGUUUGCUGUGGUCAAAACACUUCAGGCCCUGGAAAAAGCCUACAUUAAGGACUGUGUGACUCCAAACGAAUACACAGGAGCUUGCUCAAGAUUGCUUGUCCAGUACAAGGCUGCUUUCAAACAAGUCCAGGGAUCAGAUGUGGGCUCCAUUGAUGACUUUUGUCGGAAAUAUAGGCUGGACUGUCCACUGGCUAUGGAAAGGAUCAAAGAGGAUCGACCAAUCACCAUUAAGGAUGACAAGGGCAACUUGAAUCGCUGCAUUGCAGACAUAGUUUCUCUCUUUAUCACAGUGAUGGACAAACUUCGACUUGAGAUUCGUGCCAUGGAUGAGAUCCAGCCUGACCUGAGAGAGCUCAUGGAGACCAUGAAUAGAAUGAGCAACAUGCCAACAGAUUCAGAGGCCAAAGACAAAGUCAGCCUCUGGUUAACCACACUAAGCAGCAUGUCUGCAUCGGAUGAGCUGGAUGACUCCCAGGUUCGCCAGAUGCUGUUUGACCUGGAGUCUGCCUACAAUGCCUUUAAUCGUUUCUUACACUCCUCUUAAAUGUUCCUUCUCUCUCUGAACUCUCUGAACUCUUUUUCACCAGCCUUUUUUUUGUUUUGUUUGUUUGUUUAAUUUUGCCCAUGUCUCCUGUAGGAAUGUAGGAACUGUAAAUCUAAUUAGAGUACUGCUUACUAAGGCUUAUGUUGUUCAGUAAUACAAUCAGGAUUAUAUUAUUCACAGAUUUGAAAAUUAAGAGUAGUGUAUUUUUUUUUUAAUGUAAAGAGAUUCUAGAGUGUUCUCUAGAAAGGCAAUAGCGAAUACAAUAGCUAACUGAGAUGCAGUGAGGGCGUUAUAGGGAGGAGUUUAUUACAGGCAAAAGAUGCUUGCCUCUAUAAAUACAAGUCUUGAAUGAACAUAUGGAUUGAUAGUUUAUGGAUCUCAUAAUAUCUUCUAGAACAGUCUAAUACUGAAUUUUCAGUACUGCAUUUUAUUUUAAAUGGAUGUUUCCCUAGCUACACACUUUCCUUAUAUAUUUUUUUAAAUGGAUGUUUUCUCAGUAUUUAAAUAACAAUGUUAAAUGCGAUCAUUCUUUUACAGUACUUUAACAUUUGUUGGUUGAUAACUUGACUUUUAUAAAAGCUUGAUUAAGAACUUACUCUUUCCUUGGCAUGGUGUUGGUCUAGCUCACUUUAUGUAAUAAGGCAUAUUUAUUAGAUGACCUAUGUAAAUAAAAUAGUUUUGAAAUGAAA
Cyprinus carpio (common carp) is the source of this 1503-nucleotide messenger RNA. It is a transcript of the gene vps28, whose product is annotated as VPS28 subunit of ESCRT-I. The record is from RefSeq and is a predicted model, not a curated record. Gene Ontology annotation, molecular function: protein-containing complex binding. Gene Ontology annotation, biological process: protein transport to vacuole involved in ubiquitin-dependent protein catabolic process via the multivesicular body sorting pathway. Gene Ontology annotation, cellular component: ESCRT I complex. NCBI's taxonomy places the organism in Eukaryota, Metazoa, Chordata, Actinopteri, Cypriniformes, Cyprinidae.